AUGGCGAAGAGAAAGGCCUCUGAGUUGAAGCAGGCCGAGUCGCGUGUCGACUCGGCUAAGACCAAGGACGAGGAGGAGGAUGUUUUGGCGCUUAGCGGCGGUUUGGUUGCUGAGAGCGACGACGAUAGCGACGCUGAAGACCGUGAACUUGAGAAGCUUCUCGGUGAGGAGGCUGAUGAAGAAGACGAAAAUGAAGAUGAUGAAGAAGAAGAAGAGAACGAGGAUGAGGACGACGAGGAGGAAGACGAUGAAGAUGAGGAGGAAGAUGAGGAAGAUGUCGACCCUCGUAUUCUAAAGGAUUUGGAGAACAUCAAGUUCAGAUCUUUGUCGGAUGAUUCAGAGGACGAGUCGAAUGUAAGGUAUGAACCUGGUUCGGAUGGCAAAUUAAGACCCAUCCGUCCUGAGAUCGAUCCUGUUUAUGACAGUGACGACACAGAUGGCGAGGAAACCAAUACAAUUGGCAAUAUCCCUAUAUCUGCCUAUGAUAAGCUACCUCAUAUUGGUUACGAUAUUGACGGUAAACGGGUCAUGAGACCUGCCAGUGCUAGUGCUCUGGAUACUCUUUUGGAGUCGAUUGACCUGCCAGAAGGUUGGACUGGAUUGUUGGACAAGAAUACUGGUGGUGGCUUGAAGCUAUCAGCCGAGGAGUUGGAUCUCAUUAAGAAGAUUCAAAGAGGUGAGAACCCCGACGACUCGGUCAAUCCAUAUGAAGAUACUAUUGAGUACUUCUCUAGUCAGACCGAGGUUAUGCCUUUAACGGCCAUCCCAGAACCCAAGAGAAGAUUCAUUCCCUCUAAACACGAGGCCAAGCGGGUCAUGAAGAUUGUCCGUGCUAUUCGUGAGGGUAGAAUCGUGCUCAAGUCUGCCGAAGAAAAGGCCAAAGAGUUGGAAGAGGCCACUCAUUAUGAUAUUUGGGCUGAUAACGCUGAUGAGAUUCCUGAUCACAUCAUGACGUUACGAGCUCCCAAACUCCCCCCUCCUACACAUGACGAAUCUUAUAACCCUCCUGAGGAAUAUCUUCCUGACGAGGAAGAGAUUGAGCAGUGGAAAAAUAUGGACCCUGCCGACAGAGAGAGAAACUAUGUUCCCAAGAAAUACGGUUCUCUGAGAAGAGUUCCCGGUUAUAGUGAGGGUGUUCGUGAAAGAUUCGAGCGUUCUCUGGACUUGUAUCUGGCUCCACGUGUUCGUAGACAGAAGCUUAAUAUCGAUCCUGACUCCUUGAUCCCAGAUCUUCCAUCCCCAAAGGAUCUACGUCCUUUCCCCAUCAAAUGUGCUACUAUUUUCAGAGGUCAUGUUGGCAAGGUUCGAUCCGUUAGUUUCGACCCUUCAGGACAAUUUGUUGCCACUGGUGGUGAUGAUGGUACUGUCAGAGUUUGGGAACUGCUCACUGGUCGUGAGUUGUGGAGACUGGAUGUUCUUAAACAUGAUAACUACGAUAACCAAGAUGAGUCUGAUGAUGAGGAUGAUGAGGAUCAAAUGAAGGAGCGUGCCAGCGGCGAAGACCACGUUGAGGCUGUGGAGUGGAAUCCUCAAACCGGCACUGGUUUACUAGCUAUUUCUGCUGGUGAGAAUAUAUAUCUUGUUGUUCCACCGGUAUUCGACGUCGAAAUUGAAAAUAGAGGUCGCGAGAUCAUUGAAGCAGGUUGGGGAUACGCCAGUAACGGAGCUAGUGGCCCAUCUCAAGUCAAGAGCAAAGAUCUUAGGGAAGAUGGUGACGAUGAUGAAGACGAGGUUGAGGCUGCUGCUGCCGAAGCUAAGAAGAAGAUUUUCGCUAAAUGGACCAAACCUGUUGCCAAGCUGUCUGAUAAUGGUGUUGGUGUCGUGGUGAGAUGCAAGAGGACUGUCAAGAAGCUGUCAUGGCACCGACGUGGUGACUAUUUUGUCACUGUAUCGCCGGAAGGUGCCAACUCGGCUGUUCUUAUUCACCAGCUUUCUAAACACUCUUCACAAUCCCCAUUCCGUAAAUCAAAGGGUAUUGUACAAGAUGCUAUGUUCCAUCCUUUCCGUCCCCAUCUGUACGUUGGAACACAGCGUUAUGUGCGUAUCUACGACUUGGCUGCUCAAGUUCUUACCAAGAAGUUGUUGCCUGGUGUGAGAUGGCUCAGUUCCUUCGACAUUCACCCUCGUGGUGACAACGUCAUUACAUCUUCAUAUGAUAAGCGUAUGACCUGGCAUGAUCUGGAUCUGUCGUCCAAGCCAUAUAAAACUCUACGAUACCACGAAAAGGCUGUCAGAGACGUUAGCUUCCACAAGGGUGGCCUACCGUUGUUCUGUUCUGCCUCUGACGAUGGUAACAUCAACGUUUUCCAUGGCUCUGUCUACGACGACAUGAUGAAGAACCCACUAUUAGUACCGCUGAAGGUUCUCAAGGGCCACGAGAUCAAGAAUAGUUUGGGAAUUCUCAACGUCGUGUGGCACCCCAAAGAAGCUUGGCUCCUCAGUGCUGGUGCCGAUGGUACCGCUCGGUUGUGGACCGCUUAA
Messenger RNA from Sugiyamaella lignohabitans, 2481 nucleotides. It is a transcript of the gene ERB1, whose product is annotated as Erb1p. The coding region runs from base 1 to 2481 and encodes 826 amino acids. Gene Ontology annotation, biological process: ribosome biogenesis; maturation of LSU-rRNA from tricistronic rRNA transcript (SSU-rRNA, 5.8S rRNA, LSU-rRNA). NCBI's taxonomy places the organism in Eukaryota, Fungi, Ascomycota, Dipodascomycetes, Dipodascales, Trichomonascaceae. Gene Ontology annotation, molecular function: ribonucleoprotein complex binding; protein binding. The record is from RefSeq and is a predicted model, not a curated record. The transcript has a single exon. Gene Ontology annotation, cellular component: PeBoW complex; preribosome, large subunit precursor.